GUUGAAAACAGAAAUGAAAACCAUGACGAAAACGACUCGAAAAUGUUACUCAGAGUACUAUAGGUGCCCUUUAUCGUACAUCCAAAGCCUAGAGGGACGGACGGAUCCGAUGUCACGCUCCGUAUAUGUAAUUGAUGGCUGAUUUGAAGAUGGCGUGUUUUGGUUCUUUCAACACCGCAUUGCCGUCUAUCAAAGUUUUGAAUCUUGAAUCUAAUCAACUCUUCAACUUGAUACCAAUGUCCACAGAGACGCAUUCGCUCCCUCCUCCGUCUAAUGAGCAGGCGUACAUGUACGUAUCCGCCCUCGAAGCUGGACACCUCAAUGUUCCUUUGAGCCUAAUGGCAGUCAAUCAAUCGGACGAUCCCAUAAGUUUUCCCUCCCUCGCAUUCUUCCUCCGUCAUUCGAAAAGCAAUAAACGGGUUGUUUUUGACCUAGGAAUACACAGAAACAUCAAAGAGUUUGCACCUGCUGCAAUACCAGUGGUGCCUGAUGUGAAACAGACUGCAGCAGAGUCUUUGGAUGCCGGUGGAGUUCCUCCUUCAUCAGUUGACCUGGUAGUCCUGAGUCACCUCCAUUGGGAUCACGUCGGAGACCCCUCCCCGUUUACGACUGCCGAAUUUAUCCUCGGGGAAGGAUCAAAGCAAGCUUUUUUGGAUCCCAGUUCCUGCCACAGUCCCAUAUCCUUUUCGUCCAUUCGUCCACCGGAAGACCGUCUACGCUUCCUUACAGCUUCUGACCUAAACGUGGCAAUCGGUCCCUACCCGCACGCAAUGGACAUUUUCGGUGAUGGCAGCUUGUAUAUCGUUGAUGCAUCUGGGCAUGCUGACGGGCAUAUCAACAUCCUUGCACGCACUUCCCAAGAUGGUGCUUGGAUCUUGCUAGGCGCAGAUUCAGCUCAUCACCCUGAUCUGAUCACUGGGAAGAUGCGAGUUGCGUGCAGUGUCGACGCGACAACGGGCGUGGUGACAUGUGCCCACCAGUACAAGGUAGUCGCGGAUGAAAACAUUCGCAGAAUGAGGUCGUUGUUGGAGAUACCCAGGGUGCAGGUUCUGGUAGCACAUGAUAUAGUAUGGUAUGAACAAAACAAGGGUAAAGAAGUCUUCUUACCCUACACAAUACCGCCACUCGUAUAUUGA
Molecule: messenger RNA, 1136 nt
Organism: Suillus bovinus
Lineage: Eukaryota; Fungi; Basidiomycota; Agaricomycetes; Boletales; Suillaceae
Product: beta-lactamase-like protein
Exons: 5
Coding region: 135-1136 (333 amino acids)
Source: RefSeq, a predicted model, not a curated record